Rhipicephalus sanguineus (brown dog tick) is the source of this 1110-nucleotide messenger RNA. RefSeq names its product tetratricopeptide repeat protein 9C. Gene Ontology annotation, molecular function: protein binding. The coding region runs from base 320 to 892 and encodes 190 amino acids. Lineage: Eukaryota; Metazoa; Arthropoda; Arachnida; Ixodida; Ixodidae. The record is from RefSeq and is a predicted model, not a curated record. The transcript is spliced from 4 exons.
CGUGCGUGUAGUUAGAGGUUAGAGCAGUUAGAGGAUAGCGCGUGUAUGUUGGUUGACAGCUAAGUGGCUUUGUUAAGGAGACUACCACCUCGUCUUUCGGUCCCCGCGCUUUGGUUGUAUCGACAGCGAGCUUCGUUGACCCAUCCAACGCGAUUCUGAGAAAAACCCGUUCAGGUGGACAUUCGAGAACUCCGCUGUCACUUCGUGUUCGGAGAAAAACAAGGGUACACGCGUCUUGACACGUGUUGAGCAGUCGAGCCAGCGCGCGCCUUAGCAGUGACCAUUCAACGUAAAACGUCCAGCGCCUGCAUCGACUACCAUGGCCGAGACCAUAAUGUUUGCUCAGAAGGUGGUUGAAAUGCCAGCGCGUACGCCAAACAAGCCGCCUGUCAGGCGUGCCAGCAUUGAGACAAUCGUUGAAAACUUGGAGCAAGCCAAGAUUUGUAAACAGGAAGGCAACGCUCUCUACAAUGAUGGACAGAUAAAGCCAGCCAUCCGAAAGUACCACCAGGGCCUGCUGCACCUCAAGGCCUGUCAGGCCCGAUACGACAUGCCUCAAUUGGGUCCAGGUGGCCCGGGACUGGACAAAGAGACUCAGGAUGAGGUGGACAAGGUGCAAGCUGAAUGCUACAACAAUCUCGCUGCAUGCCUGCUGAAACAGCCAAAGUGCGACUACGACCGGGUUGUGCAGUACUGCAACAGUGCUUUGCGUCUUCAGCCCAACAACGUCAAGGCGGUGUUUCGCAAGGCCGUAGCACACUACAACAUGGGCAACUACAGAGUUGCGCGGCUCUACCUGAACGACGCCGUGAGGAUGCGCAAGGGACCGGAUGCCAUGAUGAAAAAGUACCUCCGGCUCUGCACAGAAGCUGAAUCUUCCAACGAGAAGUGAUGCACUGGGCCCGUUAAAUUAAAACUAGUGCGUGUACAGAAAGCCAUGCUCGCCAAGUUUUGCCGAUCUCACUGAUGGCUUGUCCUUGGGCUACUUGGCGGCCCACUGUUCAACGUUGGAGGAGAUGUCUGCGACCAGACACAUCUCCACCUGCUCAUUAUAUAAAGUUUACUGUUGUUGUUAUUUACUCUGUAUACACCAAUAAAUACUUUUUUCAC